GUGUUGACAAGUGUGAUAUGACAUGUCUAUUUUUUCCCAGCUGGCCUCCUCUUUUUCCCCGUUGGAAUCCAGAUCAUCAGAUCCUUAACGCAGGCCCUAAUCUGUAACUGCCGCAGAGCAUCUUUUCCAAUUACUCGCCGGUUACGCCUAGGAUCCUCAGCGGUUACGCAGGGAAUUAGAUCGGUGGGGAGCUGCGUCUUUGCGUUUGCCGCUGGCCUCAAUCCGAUGGGAAUUACUAUACGGGAUUUGAAAUUGAGAUUGACUCUUUGGGAUGAUUCUAUUCUGGCUUAUAUGGAGCAAAAAAAAAAACAAUCAAAGGGAACGUUAUAUCUGGUGUUUUCACUCCUAAUAUGGUCAAGCAAUUCAUGAUGCUUGGGCAGAGGAAUCAACAAUUAUACCACUGAUACCCCAGAGAGAAGUUAUCAAUAGAGAUACUAUUUUAGCUGGUUUGAAAAACAUAGAAGAGCUUCUUGGCAUUGCUACCUCCGAUUUUGAAAUUGGUGCAUCAUUUUAUUGUCAUGCUUGGAUACAUGAUAUCAACAAGAACAAUGGUUGGUAUUACAAUUCAUGCCGUAACUGCAAACGGUUGAUCAAAGCAUGUGGAGACAAGUUUUGGUGCAAUAAAUGCCAGAAAGUAGUGGUGGAUGAUGCUGUUCCGAGAUGUUGGGGUGAAGGAUGAUACCGAGUUUACGAGGUUUAUAAUCUUUGAUGAGGAAGCUGAAAAGACUAUUGGCCAUUCAGCCAUAAGCGUGUAUGAUAUAGAAGACAAAAUUGUGGAAAAUGAAACUGAGGGAGAGUUGUCAGCGUUGGUUGCAAACAUUAUUGGUUGUCGUUUUGUUUUCCUUGUCAAACUUAGCAAAUACAACAAGACUGCUUAUAAGCAGAGUUUCACUGCCACGAGGGUGUUUCCAGAAUCUUAUAUUGACAAAUGGGAUAAAUCCCAGGAAUCUGACAAUGCAUCCAGCAGCUGCUGAGGGCUGUACUCAGCGUGAGGGGAAAGCACUGGAAGAAUGAAAAGCUUAAUAUGCCACUGCUUCAACUGCUGGUUUUUGUUUUCAUCUUUAUAUUACUGCAAAUAAAGGAGUACUUUCUAAGAAAGAAGUGAAUCUCCUACAGUAUACGUUAGUGUGUUUUUUAAAUUGUUGUUCUUUACAUUUUCCUUAGACUACAUGAGAAACUUAUGUUCUCUCUUCAUCAUCUAAUAAAAGUGAGUUUACUUU
Cuscuta campestris is the source of this 1220-nucleotide messenger RNA. NCBI's taxonomy places the organism in Eukaryota, Viridiplantae, Streptophyta, Magnoliopsida, Solanales, Convolvulaceae. The record is from the annotation of a GenBank genome assembly.